Molecule: messenger RNA, 2880 nt
Organism: Symbiodinium natans
Lineage: Eukaryota; Dinophyceae; Suessiales; Symbiodiniaceae
Source: the annotation of a GenBank genome assembly
AUGGCGGCGCCUGCGGGGCUUUCCAGGCUAGCGGCUCUGCAUGGCCAUGUGGCCGCCGGACUUUCUCCACAAAUCUCCUCCGAAACGGCGCCCGAGCUGGACGUCUUCGUGGAUGUGAGCAGCAUCGAUUGUUACCUGGCGCUGGACAAUUUGAUCGCUUCGCUGGGGUGCUUUCGCCUGAAUUGGCGCUGCAGCAAGGCUAAAGCUCGCAUGUCGGUACCCAUUGGCUCCCCAGCGAGGAUGUCCGCCCUCUCCAAGAAGCAGGCGUACCAACUGCGUGUCCACCAGACCUACGCUCAGCUCAGGGGUCUGCCUCUGGACCUACCGGAGGGAGAAUUCUCGGCACCUGGCUUCGCCGUGGCCCUCGCCUACAUGUCCAGAUGCGAGGCUGCAGCGGCCACGCACGCGUUUUUGCGCAGCUGCUUUGCCCUCGUGUUUGACGGGUCCAAGCAUCAACAAGAGCUCGACGUGCCAGCGAUGGGGAGGCUCAUCGCAGAAAGCGGCGGGUCUGAGGCAAGGUUUCUGGAGUGGCAAGCCAGCGAGGCUGAGCGCACCUUUUAUCCCCCUCAGCUCCUGGACACCUACCCGGCCACGCAGAGUGUGUGGACCACGCCUUUUGUGGUCGACCGCGAGACGAACGAGGCGCUGCUUGGCGGUCCCAUCCCUGCAAUCGUCAUUUUCCCAGAGCUUCCGAACCUUUGCCCACCAGGGGCCAUCGUGCAGAACAACUUGAUUACUCUUGUCUACAUCGACGAGUUCACGCUUCCCCUGCUCGCUUUGCACCUGCGCAAGAGUGCCCGUGAAGUUGCUACCAGACCUGAAGGACGUGGCUGGGACGUGCCGGAGGUGCCAGAGGCCCUGAGCCGCCCCGUGGCCCGAGCCCUCUUCCCGACUCCGCGGAAGAGCCCCUACGCCUACCUGGCCAUCGAGCCUACCUAUGCCCUUGAGGAAGACUUUCACGUGGAGCUGGCAUGGAAGCCCUUUGUCCUUGACAUUGCCGGGGUGUACGGCAGCGCGGAGGUAGGCGCGCGGAACAACAAGGUCCGCCAGGGAAGUGACAAGCGUUCACCCGCACCUCGGCUGCCAGCAGAGAGGUACGCGAAUGUCCGGCGCUUCGCUGGCGAGCGUACGCCGGCACUCACGGUCUUUGGCACACGCAAGAUCUGGGACACCCGAUUGGCCUCCCUCGCCUUCCUCUUUGCAGCGGAGGCCGAGAACGCGAAGCAGCCCCCGAACUCUAUAAAUUCGAGAAUCAGGUUCUGGCGUCGGGAGCUGGACCCGGAGGAUCCCAAGGUCCCGAGGGCGGAGUCGUUUCCGGACUUUGCCCAGGGGGUCGGACGAGCGCGGCUGGAGGUGCUGCAACAGGAAGCUGCCAACCGCUCCGUCUUUGGCGUGCCAACGUACAUCCUCGACGAGCAGCUGUUCUUUGGACGGGAGCAUUUGCCGUUGCUGCGUCGGCGCCUCUUCGAGGGAGGCUUCGCGAAACGGGAUGACGAGAGCGUGCUUCGCUCGCCAUACCUGUGGACUCGGAAUGAGCUUUUCGUUCGCAUCGAAGGAGAGGCUGAGCCGUUUCCAAAGGAAGGGCAAUGCUUCAUUAGCUUACUGGAGGAGAGCUGGAUGUUCGAAGCCCUCAAAACAAAGACCCCGUGGCGCAUCCGCGUGGGCGAGCACGCCAAGAACAUCCGCAACCCCAUCCGGGAGAUCAUGGACUCGGUGUCGGGCAAGGAGAACCCGACGAAGAAGCUUGUGUCGCUUGCCCAAGGCGAUCCGACCAGCUAUCCGCAUCUCUGCCCAAGCUCUGCAAUGAUCGACGCGCUCCAAGUAGCGGUUGGCUCAGGUCGCUUCAAUGGCUACCAACCGAGCCAGGGCAGCCUCGUGUGCCGCGAGGCGGUGGCGCGGCACUUCACGGCCCCGGGGCGGCCGACACUGCAAGCCCAGGACGUCUUCAUGACCUUGGGCUGCUCGGAGGCACUCUCGCACUGCAUCGCCGCCCUCGCGGCGCCUGGCAGCAACAUGCUGCUGCCGCGACCAGGUUUUCCAUUGUACUCCGUCCUUUGUGAGUAUCACGGCGUGGAAGUGCGUUACUACGACCUCCUUCCCGAUUGCGGAUGGCAGUGCGACAUUGGGGGCAUUGCCAAGCUGGUGGAUGAGAACACCUGUGCCCUGCUGCUGAACAACCCCUCCAACCCCUGCGGCGCGGUCUUUACGCGUGAGCAUCUGGUGGCCGUGCUGUCGACUGCAGAGGAGCUUGGUCUUCCAGUGAUUGCGGAUGAGGUCUAUGCGGACAUGAGCUUCUCCAGGCCCUUCGUUUCUUGCGCCGCGGCCACAGCCAGCAUCCCAAUUCUCUCGGUCUGCGCCCUCUCGAAGCGCUGGCUAGCGCCAGGCUGGAGAGUGGGCUGGAUCGCAGUCCACGAUGCAGACGGGGCGCUGGCGGCCGCGGGUGUGCCAGACACGCUCUUGAAGCUUUGCCAGGUGUCUUUGGGUCCAGCGGCACCUAUCCAGGGUGCCUUGCCUGAGAUCUUUGCUGCGGCACCCAGCGGUUGCGACUGGCACAACGGAGUCCUGACGGCCCUCGAGGCCUCGGCACAGUGUUGCAUGCGGCGGUGUAGCUCCAUCCCGGGGCUGGAGGUCGCUUCGGAGGCCCAGGGCGCGAUGUAUUUGAUGGUGCGUUUGAAGCCGAACGCCCUGGACCUCGGCACAGACGAUGUCCUGCUGGCUAGCAAGCUUCUGGAGGAAGAGUCCGUCGCCGUCUUGCCUGGCCAGUGUUUUGCGGCUCCCGGGUACUUCCGUGUCGUCUUCGCCGCGCCUGACACGGUACUAGAAGAGGCAUGGGACCGGAUCGAGACAUUCUGCCGCCGCCACAGCCGGAAGGCAACUUGA